GGGGUGGCGCAGACGGGAUGCAGGCUGCGAAAGAGGGAGAGGGGUGGGAUUGGGCGGGGGUCGAGGGUCAGUGGAGGCGGUGUGUAUGUUGGCUGGAUUAUCGAGAUCUCGUCGCCAACAACGCCCGAAAGAUCCGCCGCCGCUUUGAGGACCCGGCGCUCUGCGAGGUGAUGCGCAUCAUCCCCCUGACGCUGCGAAUCACAUCCUACUCGGCCGCGCCGCCCGAGUGGCCUGGGAGGCCGACCAUACACAUCGAGGGUGGCCUCGCGGGGCAGUCAAACGACCUGUCGGACGCGCGCAGGGUGCACGGCAAAGUGGAGAUGGUGGGGAACGGGGACAUACGAUGGAGCCUGUGCUCGGAGAGGGAGGACGGGGACGGCGAGUGGCAGUCGGAGGGCGUGCAGCUGGGCGGGCUCGGCUCGGCGACGGGCGUGAUCGGGAUGUGGACGGGCGCGGAUCACGAGCGCAUGGAUCCUCUGGGUCCCUUUUGGGCAUGGAAAGUCGGACACGCGGAUAUCUCCGAUGAAGCGACGACGGUCGAGGUGUGGGAAGACUUGUCGGGGGCGUAGCAGAUGCCUUCUCCCAUGAUGCUCGGACUCGCGAUGUUCGAGGCACACGGUCGUCUAUCUAUAGAGCUGUUCUGGAUAUUCACG
Messenger RNA from Heterobasidion irregulare TC 32-1, 653 nucleotides. RefSeq lists its product as uncharacterized. NCBI's taxonomy places the organism in Eukaryota, Fungi, Basidiomycota, Agaricomycetes, Russulales, Bondarzewiaceae. Bases 171 to 569 code for a protein of 132 amino acids. The record is from RefSeq and is a predicted model, not a curated record. The transcript has 7 exons.